Messenger RNA from Wallemia mellicola CBS 633.66, 2353 nucleotides. RefSeq names its product BRO1-domain-containing protein. The record is from RefSeq and is a predicted model, not a curated record. The transcript is spliced from 8 exons. The coding region runs from base 25 to 2322 and encodes 765 amino acids. Gene Ontology annotation, cellular component: endosome. Gene Ontology annotation, molecular function: protein binding. Lineage: Eukaryota; Fungi; Basidiomycota; Wallemiomycetes; Wallemiales; Wallemiaceae.
ACACUUAACCAUCAUCUUUUUAGAAUGAAUCAGCUUGGAAUACCGUAUAAACAUGCUAAAGAUAUAUCCAAAGAUAUUGUUCAAUCAUUCAAUAACUAUCUUAAUAGCAAGAGCAUCGCACCAGAACAAUUCGAAGGCGAUAUAAACCGUUGGACCCAUUUAAGGCGUCAAUCUAUGAUAACACACGAUACCAGCACAUUUAUGGAAUAUUAUAAUCAAAUUAAUCAUCUCUUAACUAAAUUACCACAAGACAUAGAUCUUAACUUUGAAUUCUCAACCCCUUUUCCAGAUAGUUCAGCAUUCAGCGUGGCCGAGAAUUACGCGCAAUCUGAUAUAAAUUACGAGAAAUGUGCUUUACUGUUUAACAUUGCUGCUUGGUAUUCCCAAAAGGCCACACAUCAGUCACGUAACAGUACUGAAAGUAUCAAAGGCGCUCUUCAGGAUUUACAGUUAUCUUCAGGUGUCUUUGACUUGCUUAUCGAAAACUUAUCAUCAUUGAAAACGCCCACAACAACACCUGAUUUAUCCCCUAAUUAUUUAAAAGUACUAAGUAUACUUAUGUUGGCUCAAGCACAAGAGUGUUAUUGGCAGAAGGCUGUCCUGGAUAAUCUCAAAAAUGGCACUAUUGCAAAGGUCUCUUUAGGUGUAUCCAAUCUAUACGAAGAGGCUUGCCAAUUGGCACUACAUUCUACACCUACUCCAGCAGACGCGCUUCCUUCCAUAUGGAUUUCACAUAUACAAGUCAAAGCCCAUCAUUUCGCAGCUGCAGCUCAGUAUAGAAAAAGUCUGGAUGACCUGAGUUCAAGCAGAUAUGGUGAAGAGUUAUCGAGACUUAAUCUGGCAGCUGAAUUAGUCAAGAAAGCGAUGGAAUUUUCUAAACGCAAUAAAGUCUUUGACGCAGUUAGAGAUGAUUUGAAGGGUUUACAAGAUACUCUUACCGAGAACAUCUCGCGUGCGACGAGGGAUAAUGACUUGAUUUAUCUUCACGAUGUACCACAUCCUAAAGCUUUACCAGUAAUCCAACCAGCAAGGAUGGUAAAGGGCGUUAUACCAACUGACUUAACAAAUGGUGCUAUACCUAAAGAUGCUUUGUUAUUCUCUGCACUGACACCAUUUGCUGUUGAUCACGCUUGCGACUUAUGGUCGAAUCGCAAAAACUAUAGAGUAAGAGAAUUUGAACAAAGAUGCGCUCAACUGGAUAAGUUGCAAGCUGAAGCCUUACAUGCACUUGGACUACCAGGAUCUUUGCAAGCCGUUGAUAGAACUUCAGAAAUACCACCAAGUUUACUUAAAAAGAUUGAAGAGCUGCAAAAUGAUGGUGGUUUAGAGAUGCUCGAGAAAUUAUCUGAUGAGGUGCAAUUGUUGGCUUUCAGUAAUGAGAACGUUAUUGACGAGACAAUUGACAUCCUCAACCAAGAGCAAGAUGAGGAUGAAGAAGUUCGUACACAGCAACCGCAACUCGUUGUACCACCUUCAUCCACUGCCAACACUCCAUUUUUACAAGAAGUUAGGCAGUUACAACAAACCCUUGAGGCUGCUUCACGCUCUGAUGGAAUUGUUCAAGAAAAAAUUUCUGCAUCAAAACAUGAUUUGGAAUUACUUUCUUCAGAUGUUGAUUACAUCAAGACGAUAUUACCUAAAGGUCAGUCUACUCACUCAAUCAAUGAUGAAAAUACACGUAAACUUCGUGGUGCUUUAGAGCAACUAGAUGAUGUCGUUGAUGAUAGAAGAGUGAUUGUACAGGAUGUGAGGAGUAUAGUGAAGAGAGACAAUAUUAGACCAAAGAUUAUUAAGGUAUUUCAAGAACAGCAGGAAGACAAAGUUGAUAUGGGCGUAUUCGAUGGUCUUUACGAAUCCGAGAUGCUAAAGUAUGAUCAGAUUUACCAGGAGUUUGAAAGUAAUAGCAAUAAUCAAGAGAGCUUGCUGAGUACAAUUCGACAACUCUAUAACGCGUUUGAAAAGCGUAAAGAGACUGAUAAAGGAUAUAUAGCACGACAAGAGAAAUUACAAGCACUAGAUUUGGCUUAUUAUACCUACAUUGAGAUUAAGAAUAACCUCAGUGAGGGUCUACAGUUUUAUAAUGAUUUCAGCAAGCUCGCUCAUGAAUUGAAAGGGAGUGUAGAGAACUUCCUCCAUCAACGAAGGAUUGAAAAGCAAGUCGCGCUUGAAAAGCUAUCCAAACAUAUAGAAAGUCUCACAUUGGAAGAGAGUAGAGAGAGUAUUACCAACUCACCACUAAAAACUUUCGCAAGGAUACCCGAAUCGGGAACUAGUCAUCAAUUUGGUGCAUGGGACGAAUCAAAGCCUAUCAGAUUUGGUUGAUUGUUCCAUUAUAUGCAUAAUACAGUUUUAC